This is a messenger RNA of Daphnia magna, 3688 nucleotides long. Its product is annotated as metabotropic glutamate receptor 2. The record is from RefSeq and is a predicted model, not a curated record. NCBI's taxonomy places the organism in Eukaryota, Metazoa, Arthropoda, Branchiopoda, Diplostraca, Daphniidae. Gene Ontology annotation, cellular component: membrane. Gene Ontology annotation, biological process: G protein-coupled receptor signaling pathway. Gene Ontology annotation, molecular function: adenylate cyclase inhibiting G protein-coupled glutamate receptor activity.
GUAUACGACCGCGCAUCAGCAGCAAACGAUGAUGGUGUCACAGACAUACUGGAACGAACUGUAGUAGCUUCAAGUCGACCAGUUCCAGUUGAUUCUUCAAUCAGUUAUCAACUCGACAAUCCCCUCCGUGUCUGUCCACGUGAAUCUUUUAUUUUGUGCUCGUCCAAUGCAAACUGUCCAUUGUUUAUCGCAUGCGACAUACGUAACUUUAGUGCCGACUAGAUCUUGCGGAAAGUGGGCGCGGAUUAAUUGCUGAGUGCUGUCAGCGGAUCAUCCUUAUUCGAACGAUUAAAUGAGCAAGCCGCCCCCCCUUUUUUGUUGUUGUUGGAUCAACUUGAAGAGAGAAAAAUAAAGAAGGAACGGAGCGUAACUUAGUCAGCCCUUUAUUUCAUCAGCUGGAAACAACGCUGACGAGCGAAAACGACGACAGUGCAGCAGACGUGUGACGACUUGAUCAGACAAGAAGACAAAAAACAAAAAUGGGGAAAUUAAGAAUGUCGCAUCACAAAUGGUGUUUUUAUUGGACGAUUAUGAUAGCGAUGCCUUUAGUGGCCAUUGGCCGACUCCAUGCGACGUCAAACUCGAGACCCCCGUUCAAUUUCACUUGGCCAACGAAAAAAGCGUCUGAAGUGGAAGGCGAUCUCAUCCUCGGUGGUCUCAUGAUGAUCCACGAAAGACAAGAUGACAUCACCUGCGGACCUGUCAUGCCGCAAGGUGGCAUUCAGGCCUUGGAGACGAUGUUGUUCACCAUCGAUCAAAUCAAUCCCAUCCUGUCCAGCACGGUUGGUUUCACUAUCGGAGCUCACAUCCUGGACGAUUGCGACAAGGACACGUACGGACUGGAACAGGCCGUCGCUUUCAUCAAAGGAUCGAUUAACAAUAUCGACGAUACAGAUUACAAAUGUCUGGAUGGAACGGUGCCGGAUGUGAGGAAUAAAGUCAUCUCCGGUGUCGUGGGCGCCUCAUCUUCGGUGACCUCUAUCCAGGUGGCAAAUCUUUUGCGACUCUUUAGGAUCCCCCAGGUUUCCUUCUUCUCGUCGAGUCCCGAACUGAGUAACAAGCAACGCUUUGAAUACUUCACGCGGACAAUUCCGUCCGACCAUCACCAAGUGAUGGCCAUCGUUCAGAUGAUCCGUUUCCUCAAAUGGACCUACAUUUCCAUCCUCUACGAAGAAUCCACGUACGGCAUCAAAGCAUUUGAGGAGCUGGAAGUGCUGCUGGCCAAGAACAACAUUUGUAUCGCUGUCAAGGAGAGGUUGGUGAAGGAUUCGGGCGUGGCCGGCGAAGCGGCCUACAAUGGCAUCGUUCACAAGUUGAACUCGAAACCGAAAGCGAAAGGUGUCAUCAUUUUCGGGUCGGAUCAGGAAGUGUCGGGAGUGAUGAGAGCCGUUCGACGCAACAAUCUGACGGCCAAUUUCAACUGGAUAGGAUCUGAUGGAUGGGCUGGCCGGCUGCUCGUCUCCGAAGGCAACGAACCAGAAGUCGAAGGCACUUUGGCUUUUCUUCCGCAAGCCCAUCCCGUUAGGGGAUUCGAUAAUUACUUUCUUUCGCUCACGCCACUCAACAACAAACGCAAUCCCUGGUUCAUUGAAUUUUGGGAAAAUCAUUUUCAAUGUCGCUACCCUUCUAGCCCACCAACGCCCUACAAUCAGGAUUGGCACCGGAUGUGUACAGGUCGAGAAAAACUAACUGCUGAAGGCACAGAAUUCGAAGGACAAUUGCAGUACGUCUCCGACGCCGUCAUGGCCUUUGCCAACGCUUUCAAGGACAUGCAUCAGACGGUUUGCAAAGGCCAACGAGGACUGUGCAAAGAAAUGGUGCCUAUCGAUGGAAGUGAAUUGCUCAAGUACCUGAGACGAGUUGAAUUUACAGGAUUGAGUGGUGAUCGUUUCCAAUUUGACGAUUAUGGCGACGGCCCUGCCCGCUACGAUUUAAUUCAUUUCAAGCAAGUCUCGACCGGUCGAUAUCGAUGGCUGCGAGUUGGCGAGUACCACUCGGGACAACUAAAACUCGAUGAGAACGAAGAGCUUCUAUUCCGCGGGGAUCAGGUGAUGCCACCGGAAUCUAUUUGCAGUCGGCCGUGCAACGGGUCACAAGCGAAAAAGUACGGAGGAGAGGGAUGUUGUUGGACGUGCGUCGAAUGCGUCCUCUAUCAGAUCCGGAAUCCGGAUGAUGAAACGCAAUGCUCAGCUUGUCCGCAAGGCACUCUACCCAAUGCGGAACGGAGUCAAUGUCUAUCCAUUCCUGAAGUUUACCUUCGCCCGGACACCGGAUGGGCCAUUGGAGCCAUGUCAUUUUCGACGAUCGGCAUCCUACUCACCUUUGCAGUUUUAGGUGUGUUUUUGCAACACAAUGACACGCCAGUGGUGAGAGCAUCUGGACGAGAGUUGAGUUACGUCCUGCUCAGUGGCAUCCUUCUCUGUUACAUGGUCUCCUUCCUGUUUGUCCUGCGACCAACGGACGUUGUUUGCGGAGUCCAGCAGACGGCCAUUGGCCUUUGUUUCAGCGUCGUUUACGCCGCAUUGUUUACCAAAACAAAUCGAAUCGCCCGCAUCUUCCGCGGUGGCAAGAAAUCCGCAGGACGACCGGGACUCAUCUCACCCAAAUCGCAAUUGGUCAUCUGUGGUGGCCUGGUCAGCGUCCAAGGAUUCAUUUUGCUGGCGUGGCUGUGGAUUUCACCGUCGGUGGCUAAACACGUUCAUCCGACACGUGAAGACAAUUUGCUCGUGUGUUCCUCUUUCACCGACGCUUCUUACAUGAUGGGGUUUGCAUAUCCGAUCCUUUUGAUUCUUCUGUGCACCGUUUACGCGGUGGUCACUCGCAAAAUUCCAGCCGCUUUUAACGAGUCAAAGUACAUUGGGUUCACAAUGUACACAACUUGCGUCAUCUGGCUGGCCUUUGUGCCCAUCUACUUCAGUACGGCGAGUCAUUUGCCGCUAAGGAUCACGAGUAUGAGCGUCACCAUCAGUCUGAGCGCCACCGUCACGCUGGCCUGCCUCUUUUCUCCCAAACUUUACAUCAUCAUUUUCCACCCGGAACGCAACGUCCGACAAGCGCUGACGGUGCCAACGGCCAAAGCGUCUGCAAUUCACCACCAUAAAAAUGGCCCGUGUUCCAACAACGGCCAUCUACCAAAUAACGGAACAAACAAGACGCCAGAACCCACAAAAGAACUGGUGUCGUCCACCGCUGUUCACAAUCAAUUGUUGUCGUCAUCCUCAGCCGGUCAACAAGUUCAAACUCAGCUGAUUCAAACGGAAAUCGGUCAAGACAAUGAAGGUGAUUUGACAGUAAAAGUGCUGACGACUAGCGGCACCAUCUCCGUUUCUCGGAUUCUGUUGAACGAUAAGAAUCGCAAUUCCACCAUCGCUUGUAGUCGUCAUAACAGAUCGCCCGCCACAGCCGUUCGUCACGUUUCCCUGUGAAACAAUUGCCCGCCAAUCGCUAUCCAUUUGAAAUGAUUUGAUUUUUGUACAGCAUCAAACGUCUUCAAUUUUACUUUGUCCGACAGUCGUGUCUGCCAUUUUAAAACGUAAUAUUUAAAGUCAGUUUUUGAUUAGGUGGCAAAAUAGAAUGUUCAACUUAAAAUGGCGUAAUGUUAACGAUAUAGGCUCUUGGUGGCUGAUUGAUGUACAUAAACAUGGAGUAGCAGCUUGAAUAAAUAACAAGUUAAUUGCUUCCCAUCCUA